AAUAGUGAGUACAGCUCCGGAGUAUUGUACAUUGAUGAUGUCUGCUCCGCAGGACGUUCUCGUUCUCAGUCAGUUCAUCCGCUCGGACGGUGGGAUGUUGCCGCGGAAGGUGACGGGUCUGUGUACAGAGGAACAUAAGAAGGUGGAGGCCUGUGUGAAGAUGGCGCACCGCGCAGGACUGUUUCCCGACCAUCGGCCAAAACUACAAGAAGGUCAGAAACCCAAAGAGAAAUUCCAUCUGAACAGGUACCUCACUUACUGGUCUCCGUCCUCCGCUAAACCCAUCCUGAGGAAAGGCCUGAAGUGGUGUAAGAAGAAGAUGCUGGUCGGUGACCCCCUCCUGAAGGAUAACGUGCAGUACAGUCGCAGACCGUUGCUCCUGAAACAGUGACCGGAUCUUGUGUCCUGCACAUGUGACCAUGUCAUACAUGAAUAAAUGUGUUUUCGUUA
Molecule: messenger RNA, 450 nt
Organism: Hyla sarda
Lineage: Eukaryota; Metazoa; Chordata; Amphibia; Anura; Hylidae
Gene: MRPS18A
Product: mitochondrial ribosomal protein S18A
Exons: 3
Coding region: 35-391 (118 amino acids)
Biological process (GO): mitochondrial translation
Cellular component (GO): ribosome; mitochondrial small ribosomal subunit
Molecular function (GO): small ribosomal subunit rRNA binding; structural constituent of ribosome
Source: RefSeq, a predicted model, not a curated record